CUGGGCUUGUGCAGCCCUGGGGCACCAAGCUGGCACGGGCAGCGUGUCACCAGCAGGGACCCCGAGGGCUCCUGGCCCCCCAAAUGCCCCCGAGCCCAGCCAAGGGCUCCGCAAGGGUGGGGACCCCGAGGGCUUCAGAUGCCACGUCCCAUCCCCGGGGACACAGCGGGACCCCCCCGCACCGCGUGUCCCCACAAAACCGCGCCUCUGCGCCUUGGGGCUGGGCGUUUGCCAAGGGUGGGGCCCCGGGGCGGGUCCCCAAGCUCCCGUCGGGGAUAAAAGGAGCCCGGGGGUGGCCUUGGCGACAGCGAUGGCGAGCUCGUGGAUGCUGCUGCUGGCGGUGUUGGGGGGAGCCUGCGCCCUCCCCGCCCCGGAGCCCUUCGCCUACACCCAGGCGCUGGCCCAGGCUGUGAAUUCCUACAACCAGCGCCCAGAGGUGAAGAAUGCCUUCAGGCUGCUCAGCGCCGAGCCCGAGCCCAACCCGGGCGUGGAGCUGAGCUCGCUGCAGUCAUUCAGCUUCAGCAUGAUGGAGACGGAGUGUGCCGCCAGCGCCCGCAUCGACCCCAAGAACUGCGACUUCAAGGAGAACGGGGUCAUCCUGGAGUGCUUGGCGAUGGUGAAGAUGCAGCAGGAGUCCCCCGAUAUCGACCUGAAAUGCUCCGACGCCUCCUCCGACAUCUCCUCUGACGCCUCCUCUGACAUCUCCUCCGAUGCCUCCUCCGAUGCCUCCUCCGACGCCUCCUCCGACAUCUCCUCCGACGCCUCCACCGACCCGGGUCUGGUCGAGAGUGGCCACAUCGGGCGCUUUGGAAGCGUCAUGAGCAAGGCCUCGCCCAAGUUCGGUUCCUUCCUGCCCCAGGGACCACGCCUCCCCCCCAGACGCCCAGGCUUCCCGCCCCAGCGCCCACGCUUCCCGCCCCAGCGCCCACGCUUCCCACCCCAGCGCCCACCCUACCCGAUCAGGAUCUAA
Molecule: messenger RNA, 970 nt
Organism: Catharus ustulatus (Swainson's thrush)
Lineage: Eukaryota; Metazoa; Chordata; Aves; Passeriformes; Turdidae
Product: cathelicidin-2-like
Exons: 4
Coding region: 311-970 (219 amino acids)
Biological process (GO): innate immune response; defense response to Gram-positive bacterium; defense response to Gram-negative bacterium
Cellular component (GO): extracellular region
Molecular function (GO): lipopolysaccharide binding
Source: RefSeq, a predicted model, not a curated record